Molecule: messenger RNA, 347 nt
Organism: Aplosporella prunicola CBS 121167
Lineage: Eukaryota; Fungi; Ascomycota; Dothideomycetes; Botryosphaeriales; Aplosporellaceae
Exons: 2
Coding region: 147-320 (57 amino acids)
Source: RefSeq, a predicted model, not a curated record
GAAAGAAAGAAAAGCAAACACCAUACAUUCAUUCAUUAUACGGCUAGGUUACCAACCACUGCAGUUCAGUAGCUUAUGACAGGGUCGGCGACGACGUGCCGUGAUUGGCCAGUCCCGUCCUUCACACGGAAGCAAGUGAUUGGACGAUGGACGAUGGACGAUGUAGGUGGGAAAACGAGAGGUGGUACGCUCGCCGUCACGAUUACACACACGCACACAAAGGCACAGGACGAGUCACGCGCAGCGAGCGCGAACUGCUGCAUGUGACUCGUGUGACGAUGGCGAUGACGGUGUGGGAUGGCGCGCUCGGUUCGGCUUAGGUUCUUGAUGGUGGGUGUUUGGGACGG